AUGUUCCCCCAACCAAGCUUCUAUAACCCCUUCGACCAGCCCUCGUUCACCGAUCGCCAAAUCCCGAGCCACCCGAUCUCGCCCUUUCUCGAUGGCCACGAUCUUCCCCUCAACCAAAUACUUCUCCACGGAAAAACCCUCGACGAAAAAAUAAUCCCUCCUCCCCAAAAGGCGGAAGAAACGGCUUCCGGCCACCAUCCGCCGGUGAGGAGGCCGAGAAACUGUCUUGGGGCGGUGCCGAGGCGGAGGGCCGGUAAAAAGGACCGUCACAGCAAGAUCCGCACGGCCCAAGGCAUCCGUGACCGUCGGAUGAGGCUAUCUCUCCAAGUGGCGCGCAAGUUUUUCGAUCUCCAAGACAUGUUGGGCUUCGACAAGGCCAGCAAGACAAUCGAGUGGCUCUUCACCAAGUCGAAAAGAGCGAUAAACGAGCUUUCCAGUGAAAACCCGAAUAAUAAUAAUAUUAAUAAUAAUAAUAAUAAUAUUAUUAUGUCGGGUAGUGAUAUGAAGAGCGAGUCGUUGGCCUCCGAGUGCGAGGUCGUGUCGGGAUCGGUUGAGGAGAAUCACGUGCCGUUAUUUAAACCGGAUUCGAGAACCGAUUCGAGGGAGAAGAUGAUGGUCAAAAUGCUUGGGGAGGAUUUUGUCGAAAAGUCAAACCCUAGCAAAAACGACGAAGAUGUUGAGAAACUAAGGUUUUCGAAUGGCCUGAUGAUGUUUGAGGGUGGUGAUCGGGAGUGGAAUAUCGAUAACCCUAAAUGUUACUCGAUCGAGGAUGUGGGGACGAUCGAGAAGUUUCUUGGGAGUUCGUCAAGCUCGCGUGCAUCUUAUAUCCCUAAUUAUUUCGACGGUGUAAACAAAUCUUUUUCGGGGUAUUUGGAUCCGAAUAGUAAUUUCAUGGGAUUUUUUGGGAAUUGGGAUAUGUUGAGUAACGAAAGUACGAAUUCGACUGUGUAUGGUAUCCAGAACGAUGCUGCGGUGGGAGGAAACCCUAGCUCGAUUUACUCGGCAACGACCCCGUGA
This is a messenger RNA of Striga asiatica, 1017 nucleotides long. NCBI's taxonomy places the organism in Eukaryota, Viridiplantae, Streptophyta, Magnoliopsida, Lamiales, Orobanchaceae. The record is from the annotation of a GenBank genome assembly.